Molecule: messenger RNA, 3439 nt
Organism: Dothidotthia symphoricarpi CBS 119687
Lineage: Eukaryota; Fungi; Ascomycota; Dothideomycetes; Pleosporales; Dothidotthiaceae
Product: glycosyltransferase family 2 protein
Exons: 3
Coding region: 445-3021 (858 amino acids)
Cellular component (GO): cell periphery; cell septum
Molecular function (GO): chitin synthase activity
Source: RefSeq, a predicted model, not a curated record
CCUGUACAAACCAACCCGACUCCCUCGUGCUUUGAGUUCCUCUUUCUUCCACAGGCGCUUCUUCCUGCACAUCUUCAUACUGCAGAUCUGCAAUUAAUGAUAUUGUAGACAUCUUUGCUUAUCUUGUUCCGACCCCUCACACUCGUUUACCUGAGCAUUGCACACCUGCACCCCGUUAUUACCGUUGUCGACCCUACCAAUCGUAGUUUAUCCACCUUCACCUUUCUUUUGGAACCGUAUUUCGCCUCGGUACCAACGUCGAUCUUCCAACAUCGCGCAAUACGCACGGCUUUCUAUCGCCGAGGGACUGCACCUGCACCCUUCUACGAUCGCUGCGCGCUGUUUGUAGCCAUCGCGAGACGCCCCCUUUCGACAGCGUUAGGCGUGUUCGACUCGAUCGGUCCCAUCCCGCUAUAACGACACAAAUUUACCCCAUCCUUCACCAUGGUGUGGCACGAGGUCAUGGGCAUCUUUGCCCGAGCAGAUAGUAGCAUACCAGACAUCGACGACCCUUGGCCGGUCAAGGAUAUUGUAUACACCUCCAUCGUCGGCGCUGUCAUGCUUGCCGCUUUGCUCGAGUGGUUUCUCUGGGUUGCUGCCUUUCUGUACUGCAUCGUCAAGGUCUUUCAAAAGGCCGAGACAAUCAGCGUCCGCAUCCUUGCUGUAUUCUUUGGGAUUCUUUUCUUCUGCCUCCGUGCCAUCUUCCUUCCCAUCAUGGUUGUUACGCUGCCCCUGCCUGCCCAGGUCGUUAAGUACUUCCCGCAAAACAUGGUCGACUUCCUGCAAUGGUUCGCUUUCUGGUCCUUCGCUGGUCUUCUGACAAUUCCCUGGUUGUUCUGUGUCUACCAACUCGUCACCCACUCCGUUGGUCGAUCCAGGAGGAUCAAAUCGGUUCUUGAUGAGGCUUCCGCACCCAAGGUCGUCAUUAUCAUGCCCUGCUACCAAGAAAUUCCGGAAAUUCUUCUCCGUACUUGCGACUCUCUGGUUGACUGCGAGUACCCUCCGUCCUGCCUGCACAUCUUCCUCUCUUUCGACGGAGAUGCCGAGGAUGAACUCUACUUGAACACCAUCGAGAAGCUCGGUGUACCGUUGACUCUCGACUCCUACCCCAAGUCCAUCGAUGUCAUCUACCGCAGCUGUCGUAUCACCAUUUCUCGAUUCCCCCACGGUGGCAAGCGUCACUGCCAAAAGAGGACCUUCAAGCUCAUUGACAAGAUCUAUGCCGAGUACCUCAAGCGCAACGACAACCUUUUCGUGCUCUUCAUCGAUUCCGAUUGUAUUCUUGACAAGACCUGCAUCCAGAACUUCAUGUACGAAAUGGAGCUCAAGCCUGGUAGCAAGAAGAACAUGUUGGCUCAAACUGGUGUCAUCACGUCGACAACCGAGAAGAAUUCGCUCAUCACCCUGCUUCAAGAUAUGGAGUACGUCCACGGCCAACUUUUCGAACGUUCAGUCGAGUCUGGUUGCGGUGCUGUCACCUGUCUGCCCGGUGCCCUGACUAUGCUUCGAUUCUCCGCUUUCCGAAGGAUGGCCAAGUACUACUUCGCUGACAAGGCCGAGCAAUGUGAUGACCUCUUCGACUACGGAAAGUGCCAUUUGGGUGAGGAUCGUUGGUUGACGCAUUUGUUCAUGAUUGGCGCAAAGGAGCGAUACCAAAUUCAGAUGAACACUGGAGCUUUCUGCAAGACCGAGGCCGUGCAAACCUACCAAUCUCUACUCAAGCAGCGUCGUCGAUGGUUCUUGGGUUUUAUCACCAACGAGGUUUGCAUGUUGACGGACAUUCGUCUCUGGAAACGCUACCCUAUCCUCCUUAUUGUUCGAUUCAUGCAGAACACCAUCCGAACAACUGCGCUGCUCUUCUUCAUCUUGGUCCUCUCUCUCAUCACGACUUCCCAGAGGAUUGCCAACCUUCCGGUUGGUUUCAUCGCCAUCUCUCUCGGACUAAACUGGCUUCUCAUGUUGUACUUUGGCGCUAAGCUCGGUCGCUACAAGAUUAUGUUGUACCCCAUCAUGUUCGUCAUCAACCCCUUCUUCAACUGGGUAUACAUGGUUUACGGUAUCUUCACCGCUGGUCAGCGUACAUGGGGUGGUCCUCGUGCCGACGCCGGUACCGCUGAUACCAAGACAUCUCCCCAGCAGGCUAUUGAGCAGGCUGAAGCUGCUGGUGACGACCUGAACGUUGUUCCCGAAACCUUCAAGGCUUCAGCGGCGGCUGCCAAGGGUCGUCCAGCUGCUGUGCCCCUUCAACCUGGAGACAACAUCGAUGGACGUUUCGCCGCUGCCGAGCAGAUGUCGAACGGAUGGUACCAACAAGGAAACGACUCUGGUUACACUCUGCCCAACACACUGCCCCGCAAUCCCAACGUUCCUCACGUUCCCCUGCACCCGCGCUCAUCUAUGGACUCGUUCGUUUCAGGCACCUCCGCAAACAACUCCAUCUACAUGCCCCGUCGUGUCGAGAGUUUCAUGGAUCCUGAGGAUGCGCGUAUCUACCACAAGACCCAGCAAACACAAAAACCUGCCGGUGGAGCUUUCUUCGAGGAAGCACGCCAGGGACCAUAUGAAGUGGGAACGGCUUCGGGCAAAUCCCCAUACGAAGAGUCUGUAGCGUCCGUGUCUGAAGAGUCUGUAUACUAUUCGAAGCAACCUUCAAGACCUCAACAAUCACGCAUGAACAGCGAUGGCGGUCAUGUUGCCUCUGGUCCCCAUGCCCCAAGCACAAACUCGCCUCUUUCCGCCGAGUACGGACAGAGCGGGCUUGAGGCACCAAGGGCUGCGUACAACCAAAACGACCAGGGCUCGAGCGGCCGCAGUGGACGUAGUCCCCUCGCACGCCAAAGCUACGUCCGCACCGCUCCGGGUGAAGACAACGGAUACGAGCUGCAACAACCACAAGCAAGCAGUCUGAUGCGCGAUGUCUCCCCCGCACCAAUGGGCCAGUCUCAGGGACAGCCAGGUCACUCGCGAGGCGACUCGGAGGAAUCGAAGCAGCGGAAGAGACUUACCAAGGAUCGCAAGUAAACGCUUCUUCGUUUGCGACUUUCACUUUCUUCAAUCCCUCUUCCUAACUAUGCACCCAAAACAUCCAUAAUGGGUGAAAGGCGCCGGAGUCUGCUUUCUUCUCACUUUCGUUUGCAUGGCUUCAUGGGGGCGUUUCAGCAAGUCGCUGCCGUACUCAUCACAUCAUGCGCUUUGUCUUUGUACAUACUUGUAACAUUUGGGGAGAGGUUGCUAUGGUCGAUUCAUCGCAUUACGGUACGGUACGACUUGAUCAUCAAUGACGAUUCUGUUUUUUUCUCUCUCUUUCUCUCAUCGCCUUUGAAGAAUGACAUACGUAUCCCAUCGCUACGGGCCUUUUGGGUAUUUUGUGUGAGGGAACCCCGGUUUGGGAAGAACCGCAUGUCUGGAGUAAUGUUUAGAAAAAUCAAUUGCUAUGUUC